Messenger RNA from Gossypium raimondii (Peruvian cotton), 723 nucleotides. RefSeq lists its product as uncharacterized. The coding region runs from base 1 to 723 and encodes 240 amino acids. The transcript is spliced from 3 exons. Gene Ontology annotation, molecular function: zinc ion binding; nucleic acid binding. The record is from RefSeq and is a predicted model, not a curated record. Lineage: Eukaryota; Viridiplantae; Streptophyta; Magnoliopsida; Malvales; Malvaceae.
AUGGCUGCAAACACAAAUUCACUUUCAUUGCGAUCGGUCCUUGAAAAGGACAAAGUGAAUAGUUUAAAUUUCCUUAACUUGUUUCUUAGCUUAAGGAUUGUCCUCAAACAAGAACGGAAAUUAUAUGCCAUUGAACAACCUCUUCCAAAUGAACCGCCUAGUAAUGCCUCGAGGGUUGAUAGAGAUGUUUACAAUAAGCAUCUCGAUGAUAUGGUAGACAUUAGAUGUCUUAUGCUUGCCACUAUGAAUCCUAAUAUUCAGAAGCCACACAAGGACAUGGUUUCUUAUGAUAUGAUCGAGCACCUGGAAGAACUUUAUCAGGGAAGGAAGCCAAUAGGACCUCAUGUUCUUAAGAUGAUUGGCUAUAUUGAAAGUCUGUCUAAACUUGGAUUUCCACUAAGCCAAGAGUUGGCCAUUGAUGUUAUUCUGCAAUCGUUUCCUGAUAGCUAUAGCCACAUGUUGCGAACUACUGAAAGUAACAUGAAAAAGACUGGACCUAAGCCCAUUGUAAAGGUCUGUAAUAACAAGGGCAAGGGGAAAGCUAAACCUAAGACAAAGCCCAAGGGUAAAGGUAGGCCUAAGUCUAAAAAUGGAAAGGCUACACUGAAGCCCAAAGGAGGGGUGGCUAAGGAAGGAAAUUGCUUCCAUUGUGGUGUGAUUGGACAUUGGAAAAGGAACUGCCCUGUCUAUCUUGAGGAAGUCAAGAAGGCCAAAGAAAGCUAA